ACAAAAGUUCACACAUUUUACAAAUGUCUCAGUCUGAUAUCUAUACGUCAAAAUGCUGAGAUUGUUAGCCGCUGUAAUAGCAAUACAAACUGUGUCGUCAAAUUUAAAUACAAGUGACCAAAGUGAAGUAGAUAUUUUUAGUGACCCUGGAGUACAGUUUGAAAGAAUCCAAAACGCCCUUCCUAAUCAUUCUACUAAAAAAUAUGAAAUAAUCAGGAAUUUUUUAACUCACUACAAUUCUCUUAAACCGGUGGCCGUUUUAGUCGAUGACACUAAAGAAUCUCAUGAUGAUGCUAACAAUUUUUUGGGUCGCGUUUUUGAAUUAACUUCUAAUGCGAAAUAUAUACCAUUUUCUUUACGAAUAUUCAAUACAACAAGCGUUACUCCACCAGUUGCAGUAAAGGGAAAUAAAACCUUCCAAAUUUUGCUUGACUAUACAGAGGAUCGUGGAAAGAUGAAUCUAGAUCCUGCAGAAUCCAAUGGAACCGCCGCUUUUUUCGCUGUUCUUAACGCUGCUAAUGUUUUACCACAGGAAAGCGCUAUAUUAAUUUUCAUAGACAGAAAAGUAGCAGACGAGGAUUUAGCGCCACAUAUUGCCCUUCUAAGAAAGAAGAAUAUCAAGGUUUAUGUAGUAUGGGGUGGAUCCUAUCCAUCUAAAUACAGCGAAGAUCACUUAUUGCGAGAGUUAUGUGAAUAUUCUGGUGGAAUCUUUUAUGUCGAUACUGGCAAAGAUUUGUCAGAUUACUACUAUCGUCAAUUUCUGUCUGAUAGGAAUUCACAUCUCAAUGCAUCGAUAAUUAUGUCAAAAAAUAACUUGAUGGAUGCAUCUGAACUUACCUUUCCUAUAGAUUCGAAUGUAACAGGUAUUCACGUCAGGAUUGCACCAUUUGUUUCAAGUGGAUCUAUCUCAACACCAAAAGGUUACGUAAUUAACGUUUUAAGAAAGGAAGAAAUAGCCCGAUAUUCAACUGGGUCAUUUGAUGUUAUAGAAACAGGGUUUCAUGUAUUUCACUUGAACAUAACGACGGCACCGACGCACGACGUCGGGAUUUGGCGUCUAAAACUCGCUAAUACGCUUGCUCCGUAUAAUGUCACUGUUUUUGCAUACACCAAACUCAUAGCGCAGGCUUAUUUUACACAAAAAUAUGCAGGACAUCAGAAUUCAACCGGAAGUGACAGAAAAGUUAUGAAAUUGGGUAUAUCAGCUUACAUCACGUCAAUAAGUAAUAUCAGUUUUGUGGACAAAGACGGUCAACCAAUAAUUGAUAAAACUAAGUACACGUUAGUCAAGGACUCGAUAGCAGAAAACAACAUUUCCCAUCGAGAUAGGGAAAUCGAUGUUGAAUUUUACAGCACGCCGGAAAAACCGGCGUAUGCUCUAAUUCACGGCAAAGAUUCAGAAGGAAAUGAUUUUUCUCGUUUGACAUAUAUAUCGUAUAGUUCAAAUGAGAUUUUUCCUCAACCAACAUUAACUAUCGAAGUUGGAGCAGGGUCUGAGUUAAUUACCACCGGGGGAAAAUUUCCGGUGAUAAUAUUUGAGGUAACUAAUCACAAGAACACUGCAGUUGACGUCAGAUUUACGUGUAAAGAUGAGAAAUCAAUUUUGAGAUUUUUGAAACCUUACAGGCAAAUUAUUGGUCCAGAGGAAACAGCAAUAAUACGACUAACCCUCAUAACAGGGUUUGGUAGUUAUGAAGACGAGAUAACGUUCACAGCGUGGAUUGGAUCAGAAUUGUUUAAGAAAAAAGUGAUAGUUGAUGUGAGAAAUCAAGCACUUAUCGAUAACGACAGUCCAGAGUUAGAUUACAGUUUUUCUAGUGAUUGUUCAAAAUUCAUUUUUUCAAAAUGCAGUGAAGGCACGUGGACAGUUAAAAUAACAGCAAAAGACACUGGAUCAGGUUUGUUACAAGUUUCCAGCUACCCUAAAGGCUUAUAUUUUCCCAAUGAUUAUACUACAGGUACUAGAGACGAAGUAACAGGUUACUAUAGUGGCUCUUGUUGCAAUCCUGACUUCCAAGUUACAGCUUUGGAUAGAUUAAAUAAUAGAAAAGUUAUAAAUACAAACGCAUAUCAGGCUUUUUGGGGACCAGCUCAAAUUGCAGCUUUGGUACUAGGCAUAUUAAUUUUUAUAUCGAUAAUUGUACUUAUUGUUUAUAUCGUUAUAAAAUGUAGAAAAGAUGGGGAUAGUUAUAAUCUUCCAACUUACAGAGGAGGAAGAAUAUGACAAUUAAUUAAUUCUAUUAGAGAUGAACAAGCUUUUUGGUGAUGUAAUCAUAUUAUUUAUCAACUUAUGUUUUAACUAAAUGGAUUAUACAUAUAGGUAUACCUAUAUAUACCACUAGUAAUUUCUAAUUUAUAGUCUCGAAUAUCUUUACUUUUUUAAUGCUAUUAAAUAAAUUUA
Anoplophora glabripennis (Asian longhorned beetle) is the source of this 2401-nucleotide messenger RNA. RefSeq lists its product as uncharacterized. The coding region runs from base 53 to 2224 and encodes 723 amino acids. NCBI's taxonomy places the organism in Eukaryota, Metazoa, Arthropoda, Insecta, Coleoptera, Cerambycidae. The record is from RefSeq and is a predicted model, not a curated record. The transcript is spliced from 10 exons.